CAGAGGUUCAUAGGUAGCCCUAUGAUGAUAUAUAGAGUAGACGACUUAUGGUUAAACCGCGUUGGGAAGUGGCCCAGAUUACAGAGACUUUGCAGUAUCAAGUCCUAACCCGAUAUCUGUACGGCCGCUAAGCGCUUAAGACUUUUUAAUACUUUCAUAGGAUUUCGUGAAAACCGCCCUGCAUUUGCAGUGGCAGUGAUUUGUAAGAUAUUAACGGCGCGGACAAACGGUUUCAUGACAAGGAUUUUCGAGUGGAUGAUCGCGGAUUUAUUUAUGUUUUUCCGGUGUUUUAUUGAGAUUUUCGGGAGUGCUGAAAGGACUGUGAUAGAUUUGUGAUUCGACGAUUUCGUCCUGGACAUCGCACGAGGAUUCUAACAGGUGGCACACAUCAGCGGCGAUGUUAUCGACCUAGACGUCGUGCAGUAAACCCUCGAAAAAAUAAUUUGAUCGCGCGCGCGUGCAUUCCAACUUAAAUCCUGUAAUAACUCAAAUGGAGCGGAUGGAAUCGCUGUCUGAUCCCGCAUUGUGCCUCCAAGACCUAGUGACGGGCGUGACAACAUCCUCGGCGAACUCCGACAUGCACGGGGUCCACCACCUGCACGACUCCGUCAGCUCGGCCGUUUCGGUGAGCUCAGCGAUCACCGGAAUCAUGAGCGGGGCUUCGGCCUCCGUGCUGGGCCACCACGUCACCUCGCACGAGCCGCCGCACCACCACGGAGUGGUGCCCCACACGCCGUCCCUCCACCACGAGCCCUUGGAGAAGCUGAAACGUGUUUGGGCCGAGACCGGAGAUUUCCGCGACGCCCAUUCCGGAAUGUCAGGAUCUACCAUGGACCACCCUCAACUGCCUUUUCCCACCGCCGCGAGGAACAGUCGAACGAGAGACCGGAAAGGCAGCAGAUCGUUGUCCGACCCCAUCAAAACAGAGUCGGGGGUAGGUGUGGAUUCGACGGAUGGCGACGAUGGGAAAAAUGACAAGAAAACGAAACGGCAGCGGAGGCAAAGAACACACUUCACUAGUCAGCAGCUGCAAGAGCUGGAAGCGACUUUUGCCCGGAAUCGGUAUCCGGACAUGAGUACCAGAGAAGAGAUUGCGAUGUGGACGAAUUUGACCGAAGCGAGAGUGAGGGUGUGGUUCAAAAACCGCCGCGCCAAGUGGCGGAAACGCGAACGCAACGCCAUGAACGCAAUGAACGCCGCCGCCGAGUUCAAAACUGGCUUCGGGACGCAAUUCAACGGCUUGAUGCCCACUUUCGGCGACACCGACACCCUCUACUCCUCCUACAGCUACAACAACUGGGCGACGAAGGUGCCCAGCCCCCUCGGCACCAAGCCCUUCUGGUCGGUGGUGCCGCCCAACCACCACCAGAGCCCCGUGAACUGCUUCAACGCCGCCACGUCGGUGGCGGCGGCCUCCAUGUCGGGGGCGGCGGGCACCAUGCUCCCCGGCGGCAUGAGCUCGGGGCUGACCAGCACUCCGACGGCCGUGGCCCCCCAGCCGUGCCCCUACACCACCCCCGCCAACCCCUACUCCAUGUACCACCACAGGGCUGCGACGGAGCCCUGCAGCGCCAUGUCCUCCAGCAUAGCAUCGCUGAGGCUCAAGGCGAAGCAGCACACUGGCUUUGUGGGGUAUUCGAGUGUUAGUCCGGUGAGGUCGUCUUCGGCAGGGCUGUCAGCGUGCCAGUAUGCGGGAAGCGGGAUAGGGGUGGGUGAGAGGCCUGGCUGAGAGCACGAUCUGGCCUUGGUGGCCCAAUUAAAACACGAAGACCAAGACGAUUGAUAAGAUAAGUACGGUUAAACAAACACGAAGUUAGGUGUUUGCGAAUGAUAAGGGGGUAAAAUGGCAGGCGGAUUCCAUUACGCGGAUAUUUCGCCAAAGAAUUCGCUAAUUUGCUAAGGCGCAAUUAAUUCAGAACAUAUUGUUUUAAACGAGGCAGCAAUUUAAUAAAGCGCGAUACAAUGAAUCAAAUUAAAAUUUUCAAAUGAGUGCAAAUGUGAAAAAUUUGCUUUGAAUAUUUAAGUACCAAAAAAGACCGAUUUCUUGAAAACUAACUGAGAAGUUCUUCACUAAAUAUGAAAGACCAGUGGUUCGUUGGUUCUUCAGUUUGUUAAUUAUCUUUACGAUCUUUAAGCUUUAAAAAUUUUUUUCUUUUGCUCUUUUAAAAUAUUUUUAAUGCCGCUGUACCUCGUUUUCAGUUCGUUUAAACUACAAGUUAGACCAUUCGAAUUUUUGUGUUUGUUACUAUAAAUAACGAGUUUUUUUUAUAAGUAUUUUAUUGUUAUACUGCAGUUAGAAAAUUGUUAAUCAACAAGGUUUUUGUUACCAAUCAUUGUAGAAAAAUUUAUUUUUUAUUUUUUUAUAAUGUACAUAACUCCUUUCUGCAGUAAAGCAUUCAGCUGCCUCACAAAAAUGAGAUCAUUUUGGUAAUUUUAUUAAAUAAAGUAUAACUUUACACCAAAGUAAAGAACAGAAUCAUUUAAUUUUCAGCUUGGAAUAAUUUUAUCUCCUUACUUUCGAGUCCAUUUUUCUUUCUUGGUCAAAAACCAAUACUAUUUGUUAUGAUGAAAUUACCAAGUACAAAGAUUCUCUUUGGUUUUAAUAAACAUAAAAAUAAAUGUAGUAUUUUAAUAGCAAAAAUACUUCUUAGAAUAUUUACCUCGAUUUUUAGCAAAGCAAUCCCUACAAGAAAUAUUUACUGCUCCUACUUUAUUAUUACGAGUAGUUACAUUAACUAUUUAUUUAGAAUAUUCUAAAUCCGGGCCAAAACAUUUUUUUUCAGUUUCAAGAUCAAUCAUUUAUUAUAAUUAAAACGAAUUGUUGAUUGCUUCAGUACAAAAAAACUUCAAGCUCUGAAAAUGAGUUCAAAAUAAUGUACUUGGCUAGUAGAAAUAAAUCGGAAUAAAAUUUUUGAGAUGAUUUUUAAAUGGAAUGCGUUUUGAAAAAUUGGCAACCCCGUUAUUAAUUGCGCCUAACAAAAUAUGUCAUUCCACCCUUUCCCUUUCCAUUUGUCACAAUAAUUAAUUGUCUAGUCUGCAGUAAAACAAAACAGUAGUUGUCUGUUUUUGCUUUGGCCCAGAUAAAAUCAUUUGAUUAUUAUUUAUUUAUAGUUUAUGUAUAAUGCAGAUAAUUAAUUGAAGUGGCAGAUGAAGAGGAACGGUAAUCGAUUGGUUCGACUUCACACAGCAAUAUCUGGUCUACGUGUUGUAUCAAAAUUUGUAAAUAAUAAAAAAUCUAGUUUUGAUGUCGAUUUGUAAAGUAGAUGAUGAUUAAUGAUUUGGGGCGCGUUUCCAAAAACGAUUAAAAAUAACGUAGUGUCUAGUAAUUAAUAACAUAAAUUAUCCAGCCCCUUACCUGAGUUUUUAAUUAAUUGUGAAUUAUCGCCAUGUAAAAUAAACCCCCCGACUUACACGUGCCAUACAUUUAAUUUAGUUUAAUUAGAAUUCGCCGUUCAAAAUGAAUGUUUUCUGCUCAAUUAAUUACAAGUGAUGAUGUAAGAUUUUUGUUAUAAAAGAAUGUUAUAGUUUAGGUGAGUAUUGCAUUAGCAAUGAUGUAGUACGAAGUUCUAGCCAAAUAUAUUUUACGAUUGUGCCAAAUGAUUCCCAAAGAUUUACUUGUUUUAUUAUUCUUUAUUCAAAGAAAAUAGAUGAGAUUGGCGGUGGCCCUUUUUGUAGGCCAUCAGUACAAAGGCUGCAAAGUGCAAUGUAAUAUAGUCGCGUGCGUGAAUAAUCGAAUGAAUGAGAAUUGUUUCAGUACUUACUUGUUUGUAAGAUAUUUGAAUAGAUUGUAUAGUGAUAUCCCACAAAACUAUUGUACCUAUCUCCCACAAUUAUACUCUGUGCAUAUCGUUUGUAACUGUUCGAACAUUUUCAAUCAUCUAGUCACAAUAAAUUAAUCCAUACUUA
Molecule: messenger RNA, 3906 nt
Organism: Tribolium castaneum (red flour beetle)
Lineage: Eukaryota; Metazoa; Arthropoda; Insecta; Coleoptera; Tenebrionidae
Gene: Ptx1
Product: Ptx1
Exons: 5
Coding region: 491-1729 (412 amino acids)
Biological process (GO): anatomical structure morphogenesis; regulation of transcription by RNA polymerase II
Cellular component (GO): nucleus
Molecular function (GO): RNA polymerase II cis-regulatory region sequence-specific DNA binding; DNA-binding transcription factor activity, RNA polymerase II-specific
Source: RefSeq, a predicted model, not a curated record